AUGAUGCAUAUGCCACCGAUCGCUGUCGGGUUUGAUGAAACGACAGUGAAGAAGAGCGCACACAAGUGGCCUCCUGCUUCGUCUCGCCGUAAACGGUUUUCAUGCACCGAUCACUCCGCAUGGAUGGCGGAUCCUGUCGCCAAGAUUCGUAGUGAACAAAACUGUUUUGCAACGCAGAAAAACGGUCGUGCACAAGUAUGCUUUGGUAAGAAACAGUGGCAAUCCAAACCAGCCAACCACGUCACGCAAUUUCAGCGUCAAGGAGUUCAAGGAGAACAACCGCUUCAUCCUAGCGUCCAUGAAAACGACCUACUCCUUCAUCAGCCUCACCCUCGUUCUCCAUCUAAAUUAUUAUCGCCAGUCACCUCGAUGCAUUCUUCCAUGAUGUCGCUCUCACACGACCCUUUGAUCGUUCGAUCAAAAUCGCCUUUUGAUGCUUCCAAUAACGAACCCUGCAAGUGGUCCAACAGUCAUCAUGUCUCAUCCACACUCCCGGCUUCGCCUUCUCCAGGAGCUCACAAGUCCUUUUCUUCUUCAACGGAUGGACCCGAUGCACCAAUUUCUACCUAUAACAGUCGCUCGAAGCGCCGUUCCUUUGAAUCGACCCAUAAACACCACCACCAAAAAUCACAUACUCAAAUUCGGAGGUUCUCCUAUCCAGAAUCUCAGCCAUUUCAAUAUCCGUUGCAGACGCCCUAUUAUCCUGUCCAGCCAACACUGUACUCAAAUCCGGUUCCACUUCAGUAUUAUACCUAUCAUCCUACUUCCGUGUACCCACCACCACCACCACCGCCGCCGCCACACGAAGUGAAACACCAUAAACCCGUCAAGAAAGUAGAAACAAAAGACUUGCCCCACCCUCGACGGGCAAACCAUUCUUAUGGGUUACCGGAAAUGAGUCGACGUUACAGCAACGGCAGUACCACCAGCAGUCGAAGUACAGCAGCGUCGAGUACCAGCAGUUUCCAAGUCAUCCUAGAUGCCAAACCUGAAAGCCCAUCUCCCAACGCAUCGUCCACCGUCACGGGUUCCGACAGCGCAGCACAGACAGAAAACGCACAGACACCGGUACCAGAAGCGGUGCUUUCAGCAUCCAUGGAAAAUGAGGAGGAGGAGGAAAAUCAUGAUACCACGGUUCCCUUAUCGACGGCCCCAUCCAACAGUCCAACCACCGGCAUCGCCACAAGCACCGUAUUCAGUGACAAGGCAGCGGAACCCGCGGGUCACGACCCAGGUCAUGCUCGUGACACAAGUACCACGAUGCACCCGUCCGUGUCUCCAAAUGAGGAAACCACCGCUCAGUCAAACCCGGAUCCGCUGCCAAGCGAUACGGAGAACCUUGACCUGCCGGUGUGGGCGGAUCCCGUACGAGUUCGUGAAAACCCCACCCGUUACAGCUAUGUCAAACAGUACAUGAAAGAGAAUGCGCUCCCCAACACUUCAUCACUCGAAUUACCGUUCUCGGUGAAAUUCUGCUUUAGUGAUACUUCGUCCACAAAACAGAAACCCGUCCACUAUUCAUCCACAAUCCAACAUGUAUUUGACUGCACCACCGUGUGGCAAUUCUCGGCUCGUUGGCGACUAUUUAAGCAACUGCGCGCCAAACCUUCCCAGUUGUUGCCUAACCAAAACGUGUAUUGUUUCGAGUCGGACGUGGAACCGAUGUGGGAAGAUCCCGUCAACCAGCAUGGUGGAAGACUCACGCUAUGUCCCCCGAAAGCAUCGUUGGAUAGUCUAUUUGAGUGGAUCUUGUGUACCUUUGUUGGAGGCAACCUCAUGGAUCACGGUGUCCGUGGGCUUGUCUUAUCGCGUCGUAACCGAGGUGACCGGAUUGAACUGUGGACCGAUGGACAGGGAGCUCAGCACGCCAUGACAACAUUAAAGGAAAAACUGUAUCAGUUGAUUCCCCAGCAUCAACACGCUAUUAUCGAAACGGCUCGUUUCAAGAAACACUUUGAUAAAUGA
This is a messenger RNA of Radiomyces spectabilis, 1965 nucleotides long. RefSeq lists its product as uncharacterized. Gene Ontology annotation, cellular component: eukaryotic translation initiation factor 4F complex. The record is from RefSeq and is a predicted model, not a curated record. Gene Ontology annotation, biological process: translational initiation. The transcript is spliced from 2 exons. Gene Ontology annotation, molecular function: RNA 7-methylguanosine cap binding; translation initiation factor activity. The coding region runs from base 1 to 1965 and encodes 654 amino acids. NCBI's taxonomy places the organism in Eukaryota, Fungi, Mucoromycota, Mucoromycetes, Mucorales, Radiomycetaceae.